Messenger RNA from Effrenium voratum, 1389 nucleotides. NCBI's taxonomy places the organism in Eukaryota, Dinophyceae, Suessiales, Symbiodiniaceae. The record is from the annotation of a GenBank genome assembly.
GAAGGUGAAGACCCGCGAUGGCCCGGUGAUGGGCUUGGCGCGCCAUGGGCUGCAACUCCUCGAGUGCGGCGCCUGAGGCGAAUGUUCAGAAGCAGCGCCGAAGGCUGUCAGUGGGCAAUGUGGAGGUGGCGGCCGUCGAGGCAGAGGACCACAGCUCGGAGGAUGACCGCGGGCUCAUCGCCCAAUUCAGCCAGCAGAACCUUGUGGACAUGGUGAGCAAAGAAGGAGCAGGCGGUCGCCGCCUCUCAUCAUUGGGCUCCACGACGGACCAGAACCCGACUUCCUUCGCCAACAAGACCACGCAGCUGCUGGGAGACCAGCUGCAGCAGCAGGGGUUGGGCUACACCUGCCGCAAGGGCCUGAAACCGGAGAGUCCCAACCAAGACUCCUGGUGCCUUUUGAAGACAGAGGAUUUUUCGAUCUAUGGCGUGUUCGAUGGUCAUGGACAAAAAGGACAUGACGUGUCUAACUUCGUCAAAGACGUUCUACCGAAGCUGAUCGUCCGUGAUUCUCGGACUGCCACUGGCGAGUGGGGGCCAAUCCUGUGCGACAGCUUCAAGAAGACGCAAAGCAUGGUCAGCACCUCCGACAGGAUCAAGCAGUUGAGUGCUCAGAUGUCAGGGACAACCGCAACGGUGGCCGUGCACGAUCAUCGAAACAACAAGAUCACCCUCGCCCAUGUUGCAGACAGCACUGCGGUGCUGGGAACCAGGCACGGCAACGAGUGGCGGGGUGUGGCGCUGACCAGGGACCACAAGCCCAACCUCAAGGACGAGAAGGCCCGCAUCGAGAAGGCGGGUGGGCGCGUGGUCUUCGACGGCUACGCCAACCAUCGAGUCUACGCCCACAACGCGAGGUAUCCAGGUCUGAACAUGUCCCGGUGCUUGGGCGACCUGCUGGGGCACCAGGACUGCGGCAUCUCCUGCGAGCCGGAGGUGUCCACAGUGGACACCAGCGGCAAGGAGCAGAUCCUCUUCCUCUGCAGCGACGGGGUUUGGGAGUUCAUCUCGCCUCAGGAGGCCGUGGGUCUGGUGAACCACUACUCCGCGGCGGAGGCCCAGAAGGCGGCGGACUUCCUGGCCAAGGAGGCUUGGGAUCGUUGGAUCCGGGAGGAGGGCGGAGCGGUGGUGGACGACAUCACGGUGAUUUUGGUGUAUCUCAAGAGCUGAUGGGAUACCGACAGGAGCUCAGACGCAGUAGAUUUUUUCAGUUUCACCGCCUAUCCGAAGGGAUAGAAUUGGGAAUGCCUGUAAUAGGCCGCUGAGCCCGUGCUUCCUGUGAGCAAGCGUGGCGCUUUGCAGCGCCCCCAAGCGAGCGCCCUCGUCCGAAAUCCAUGGGCCCAAAUUGUGGGACCCGAAAGGCCCUGAGUUUGGGAGGCCCAAAGGUGUU